This is a messenger RNA of Engraulis encrasicolus (European anchovy), 1946 nucleotides long. It is a transcript of the gene oxtrb, whose product is annotated as oxytocin receptor b. The record is from RefSeq and is a predicted model, not a curated record. NCBI's taxonomy places the organism in Eukaryota, Metazoa, Chordata, Actinopteri, Clupeiformes, Engraulidae. Gene Ontology annotation, biological process: G protein-coupled receptor signaling pathway; maternal process involved in parturition; cellular response to hormone stimulus. Bases 73 to 1389 code for a protein of 438 amino acids. Gene Ontology annotation, cellular component: plasma membrane. The transcript has 2 exons. Gene Ontology annotation, molecular function: peptide binding; vasopressin receptor activity; oxytocin receptor activity.
UUGUCCUAACAACCGCGUUGGAGAGCUGUCAUCAGUCAAGCAUUUGUUUUAUGAAACUAUGCAUUCAACUAGAUGUUUCGAAGUGUCAGCGUUUCAGCUAUGUCAUUGUUACUACCAGUUGUUUGGCUACAAGUAGUCAUUGGCUUUGGGGAGCAGAUGAAUAUCCUCAAUCAAACCAAUGUGCCAGUGAUAACCGAUACACUCGCCAGCAUGAUGGAGAACUUCUUAAAAGACACUACUAUAUGGACAGCAAACGGCUCGUGGAUCAAUUCAAGCAUAGGAAAUGAAACGGUGAGCGGCAAUUCGAGUGUGAAUCCGUUAAAACGGAAUGAGGAGGUCGCCAAAGUCGAGGUGACGGUGCUGGUCCUUGUCUUGGUGCUCGCCCUAGCCGGGAAUCUGUGCGUGCUCCUGGCUAUCCACACCAGCAAGCACAGCCAGUCAAGGAUGUACUAUUUCAUGAAGCACCUGAGCAUCGCGGACCUGGUGGUGGCAAUUUUUCAGGUGCUCCCUCAACUCAUUUGGGAUAUCACUUUCCGCUUCUACGGCCCGGACUUUCUCUGCCGGCUGGUGAAAUACUUGCAGAUAGUUGGCAUGUUCGCGUCCACUUACAUGCUCGUGCUGAUGUCCAUUGACAGAUGCCUGGCGAUCUGUCAGCCACUACGCUCCCUGCACCGGAGGAAAGACCGCUUCUAUGUCAUCGCCUCCUGGGUCCUCAGCCUGUUGUUCAGCAUCCCCCAAGUCUAUAUUUUCUCACUGAAGGAGGUGAGCAACGGCGUCUAUGACUGCUGGGGCGAUUUUGUGCAACCCUGGGGUGCCAAGGCGUACAUUACUUGGAUUAGUCUCACCAUUUACAUUUUGCCCGUAACUAUACUGAGCCUUUGCUAUGGAAUGAUCAGUUUUAAAAUCUGGCAGAACUUCAAGCAGAAGACAAGGCGCGAACAGUGCAUAUCUCUGACGCCACGCGCAUCCAAAGGAAGCGCGCUCACGCGCGUCAGCAGCGUAAAGCUCAUUUCCAAAGCCAAAAUCAGAACGGUCAAAAUGACUUUUGUUAUAGUUGUUGCGUAUAUAAUCUGCUGGACACCGUUUUUCUUCGUUCAGAUGUGGUCCGCGUGGGAUCCAGAUGCACCCAGAGAGGCUCUCCCCUUCAUCAUCGCCAUGCUGCUGGCCAGCCUGAACAGCUGCUGCAACCCCUGGAUCUACCUGUUCUUCGCCGGCCACCUGUUCCACGACCUGCUACACCGCUGCCUGCGCUCGCCGCCCUGCCGCUGCGACCACCAGCCCCGCGCCGGUGCCAAGGGCACCUACACCCACUCCAGCUCCAGCGCCUGCACCGUCAUCAGGAGUACCGGCGGGAGCCAGAGGAGCCUCACGCAGACCUCCACUGCAUAAGGGGAGCAGAGCACAGCAGCACUGCUCCACAGCUGCCCAAGGAGGAGCCACCACCAUAGACAUGCAUGAGAGAGCCACUGGCAGCCAGUGGAGCCACACUCAGACCUCCACCGCAUAAGGGGAGCAGAGCAGAGCAGGGCAGCACUGCUCCACAGCUGCUGAAGAAGGGGGCACCAUAGGGGAACCUACAUAGACAUGCAUGAUAGCCACUGGCAGCCAGUGGGGCCACACUCAGACCUUCACCGCAUAAGGGCACAGCAGACCUACCAGGGGGACAAGAGCACCAUCAUAGACUAUGUGGGUGCCACCACCACAGACAUACAGUACACAAACCACUGGUGGUCAGAGGAGCCUCACUUAAAUCUGUACCACAUAAGAGGGCAAUACCGCUCCAGAGCUGCCAUUGCAGGCAUAUGUGCGUGCCACCUUGGGCAUAACGGACACAGCCAUAGACAUACAGUAUAUGGCCGCCACCAUUGGUAUGGGCACCACUGGCAGUCAGAGAAGCCUCAUGCAGACCUCCACCACAUUAAGGGUCAGCACUGUUCCAUAGUUGA